AUGUCUCGACUCGCCCUCCUCGUCAGCCUCAUGGCCGCCACCGCAGCAGCCCAAGCAGAGUACGCAUCCCACGGCUUCAAAUACAUCGGCUGCGUCGAAGCCGACCCCCCGGCCUUCUCCUUCAACGUCAAUCUCCCCACUCCGUUCAGCGCCCAGCAAUGCCAGGAGGCCUGCCACGCAAAGGGCAAAUACGCCGCCAUCGACGGCUCGUGCCACUGCGAGGAUCCCGCGUCCAAGGGCGAGCCCCAGUACAAGGUGCUCGAGGAUUCCGUCUGCGCGCUGCCGUGCAUUGGCGGCAACGCAACUGCGGGCUGGUGCGGAGGCCCUCAGUGUCCGGUGACUGGGAAGAAGCGAUAUUCACUGUACAAAAAGGAUGGUGACGACUGCGAGGAAGACAACGGCAAAGGGAUCGGUAUCGGGUUCCACACCAAGAGCAUCCCCGUGAGAACCUCCACCACCAUCAAGACCAUUACCUCUUGUCCCCCCGAAGUCACCAACUGUCCGCUCUCCUGUCCCCCUGGAGGCUGCCAUAUCGAUCCUCCGUCUCCCAUCACGAAGCACCACCCUGGCCCGUCAUCCGAGCCCUCUGCUCCGCCGUGUCCCCAGAACUGCGGCCCUCCUUGCCCGCCUCAGGGCUGUGGAAUCUGUCCUCCUGGGGGAUGCCUCCCUUCGUGCCCGCCAGGCUGCCCCUUUCCCCGUCCGCCGCCUCCAGAGUGUCCCGGUGAGCACUGCAAGACAAACGUUCCGGCAUCUCCAACAUGUCCGCCAGGAGGAUGCGUCAAGCUUGUCACGGAUCCUAUCCCGCCCCGUCCUCAUCCUACGCCUGAUCCGGCUCCUACCAAGGUAACGGUGACCAUUAGCGAGGGCGCCAGAUACCAGUCUGGGGUGCUAAUGGCAGCUGUUGGCGCGUUGAUCGUGGCUGUAAGUUGGCUUUGA
Trichoderma aggressivum f. europaeum is the source of this 936-nucleotide messenger RNA. RefSeq lists its product as uncharacterized. NCBI's taxonomy places the organism in Eukaryota, Fungi, Ascomycota, Sordariomycetes, Hypocreales, Hypocreaceae. The transcript has a single exon. Bases 1 to 936 code for a protein of 311 amino acids. The record is from RefSeq and is a predicted model, not a curated record.